Messenger RNA from Pelmatolapia mariae (spotted tilapia), 4442 nucleotides. It is a transcript of the gene tmem165, whose product is annotated as transmembrane protein 165. The transcript has 6 exons. The record is from RefSeq and is a predicted model, not a curated record. Gene Ontology annotation, molecular function: manganese ion transmembrane transporter activity; calcium ion transmembrane transporter activity. Bases 179 to 1099 code for a protein of 306 amino acids. Gene Ontology annotation, biological process: manganese ion transmembrane transport; calcium ion transmembrane transport; Golgi calcium ion homeostasis. Lineage: Eukaryota; Metazoa; Chordata; Actinopteri; Cichliformes; Cichlidae. Gene Ontology annotation, cellular component: Golgi apparatus.
UCUACUUCCCCCAUGAGUUGGCCCGGUCGGUCUGUCUGAUCGUGACGUGUGUUACCUCAAAUUGUACAGGUUACUAAAUAUGAAGUUAUACGGUUUUGUUGCAGAUAAUAUGCAGUGAUACGAGGGAGAGAAAUUAGCGCGCAAAUCGAGUCGUGUCGGUGUUUCGGAAGAAGUAAUAAUGCCUCGCGCGGCUGGCAGAAGAGAUGGUGGGGCUAACAGAAAUGUGAUGUGUGUCUUGUUUCCGCUCACCGCCGUGUUUUUGUUUUUGUCGGUCGGUGUUACUGCUAUUCAAGAGGAGCAAAAAUCUGUCCCGGAACAGCCCCCACAAGAGAAAGUCUCCAGUGCCCAGCCACCGGGCCCAGUGGUUUCUGAAGAUGUCGCCACCAAAGGGAACAUGGGCUUCAUUCAUGCCUUUGCCGCCUCUUUAUCUGUCAUCAUUGUCUCUGAGUUGGGAGACAAGACCUUUUUCAUUGCUGCCAUCAUGGCCAUGCGCUACAACCGCCUCACCGUGCUGGCCGGGGCUAUGCUGGCCUUAGGAUUCAUGACUUGUCUUUCUGUACUGUUUGGCUAUGCCACUACCAUCAUCCCAAGAAUCUACACAUACUAUGUAUCCACUGCUCUGUUUGCCAUCUUCGGUAUUCGCAUGCUUAGAGAGGGGCUAAAAAUGAGUCCAGAUGAAGGUCAGGAGGAGCUGGAGGAGGUGCAGGCGGAGAUCAAGAAGAAGGACGAAGAGCUCCAGCGGACUAAGCUCACUAAUGGGACUGCAGAUGUGGAGGCUGGAACAGGGACUGCUGUUCCUCAGGGAAAGUGGCACAGCUUCAUCUCACCCAUCUUCAUCCAAUCCCUCACUCUCACUUUCCUCGCAGAGUGGGGGGACCGAUCGCAGCUAACUACAAUUAUUCUAGCUGCCCGGGAGGAUCCAUUUGGAGUCGCAGUGGGCGGCACCAUUGGACACUGUCUGUGCACAGGACUGGCUGUGAUAGGAGGGAGAAUGAUUGCCCAGAAGAUAUCGGUUAGAACAGUUACAAUCAUUGGAGGAAUAGUUUUUCUGGCAUUUGCCUUGUCUGCCCUGUUCAUCACACCAGAAACUGGACCUUAAAUUGGAGGAAAGACUUUCAGGUUCACUCUGUAAAUACUUGUAACAUUUGAUCAAGUUGCUGUAGAUGCAUUUUAGUUUCGACCCUCUAAGUCUAAAGGACUCAACAAAGAGUUGAAGUCCUGUCUUCCUUUCCUUGAACGUUUCUGUUCCUUUGUGAUCUGUGAAUCAGUUGGAUUUCUCAGAGGUUAAUUAACAACCUGUAGGUGGCAUCCAAACCUCAUGGGACAUGUGUUUGUUGACUGCUUACAAGGUGUGUUUCAUCUUCAUCUCGUCUAAUGAAGGAAAGACUGAAUCACAGAGGCCUGAUUAACAGGUGCGAGCUUAGAAAGGAGGGAGGACUUUGUCACACUCUUUAAAACUUGUAUUCUUUUCACACGGUGUGUGAGAGAAAACUAGAUUGUUGCCGAUUGCUGCCCUAUAACGUUCUACAGGUGGCUCAGAAACUGAAGCCAACUUUCCUCAUAGUAACAUCUCAGCAAGGCACUUAGUCCAUUUAAAAAAUCUUUUCCGUUUUUAAUGUUUAUUUUAAAUGUUAAGGAUGAGCCCCUUUGCUGUCAGGUGACUUUUGGCAGAAUACGAGCCGCCAGUUUCCUCCCAAGUACAGCAGUUGAGGCUGGUGUUACUGUUGUUUCCACCAUCUGUUAUUAGCAUUUUUUUUUUUUUUUUUUUUUAAACACACACCUUACAGAGGUGCAUGUGAGAGUGCAUUCAGAUCCUGUCAGAUUGGACCAGUGUGCAAAUAGCACAGCUAACAUCACACACUAUCCAGAUAGCUCCCCUGCGGUUACCACACAGAUUAUUUCCAACGGUGUGAACAUGUCUCAAGAGUACUAUUUACUGCUGCUACAUGUCAGAUGUGGGACAGCUGUAGAGCAUAUACCCGUCUGGUGUUCUGCAGAUUGUCAAAGAGCUUGUUUACAACCAGAACCAGCUGCACAUUUAUAGCAACAGUUUCUGUGAUCUGACUUACACUGAGUUUUGUUUUUUUUUUCUUCUUCUUGUAAACACAAGAUUUUUUUCCCCUAGUUUCACAUAAGAGCAGUCCUUUACAGAGACCUGAACCACUAGAAUACCUCUACUUACCUGUAUUUGAAUGUCAGCAUCCUGGGUUUAUCUACAGUUCACGUGAACCUCUUCAGAAAUGAUAAUCUUAUUUACUCAUAAUGGUAUCAGACGGUAACGGCGAACAAGACGUGGGAUUAGGUUAAAGAAAAGGCCAGUAGUCACCCUGACAGGUUGAGUCUUCCUCUGCGAUUAAAGCCAUUUCCAGCAUGAACCUCACAGUUACUGUGACAGAUUGUAAAGAGGACUACAUCAGGUACAAAAAUUAUUUAUCCUACCCAAGACUUGCAGUAGAAGCCACUUCUCUUAGCUGUGUUGGAUCUGCGGUGACACCUCGACCUAACUUAAUUUAGACCUAAAUUUCACCCUUUAUUUUAAACGGUAUGUAUUUAUUUAGCUUCCUUUUCUUUUUCCUUUCUAGGCAUAUGUAUUGACAAAGGGUGGAUGAUAUUACUGUACAAGCAAUGGAAAUAUUUUUUUAAGUGAACAGGCUAAAGCUGUGUUGUCAAUAUUUGACAGGCUGUGAACUACUUCUGUUUGUCAUACAGGUUCUUUGAAAUGCCUAUAAAUCUUUAAAAAAAUGAUCAAUAAAAAAGUUUCAUGUGUUGUCUGAUUUCUAAACCAACAUUUAGUGCCGUGUUUGAGUUGAGUGGUGAGGAGGAAUACAGAGAGUCAAUUAUAGGAACAGCACCAAAGAUGAUUCACACAGAUUUAUUUUUGAAUCCAAGGGGAGCAAACGAUUGACAUAUUUGCCUCAUAAGGGUUAUGUUGAGGUCCAUGAAUAAUUUGGCUCAAGAAAUUAAUGCAAGUCACCUUAAAGUCACCUAUUACACUUUUCAUCAUGUUACUGUCAUCUAUGUACUGAUACAGUGACUAAAGCUCAUUUUAGAGUAUUUUUUCCACUUCGCUCUGUAUAUGGAAGUUUGUUUCAGACACUGCAUGGGUGGAAAAAUGACAUCCAUAAGUCAAACUUUGGGGUUUGGUUUGGUUUUGUUGAUUCAUUUAAUAUGCCAUCAACCUGGCAGGGACUACAGAUGAAAAUUAGUCCAUCUGGCUAUUUACAAGAUUAAUUUUAGUGCUCAUGUUAAUUAAUAUGCAUUGUCCCUUUGAAAUAAACAUACAUAUACCAACUUAAUUAUUUAUGGAUGGCAAAAAAUAUUUUGGUUUGUUUUUCAGUGGUUGAAACAAGUUUUCAUGCCUUUAUGUCGUCAGUGAGAAUAAGUAUUAAUCAUUCUUAACACGUCAUAUCUCACGCUGUUCAAACUUUGUUUGCUAAGGGCAGCAAAUCAGAAAAGCAGAGGGAUGAGCGCUACAAUGAGUGGUUUCAGACAGUGGAUGUACUGAGGGGCUGCACCAACAUCCAGUAUGAAAUGUAAACAGAUUAUUUUGAACUUUUGAGUCAUGCAAAGCUACAGUAAUGUUAAAGAAUUUACCAAAAAAAACAAUGAAGCUGGAAAUCAGCACAAUAGGUCCUCUUUAAGUGUCUUUAUAACACUGGAGUGCAAUAAAAUGCUAAUGUGUACAAUUUCUAAAUGUUGGAUAUAAUCAGUGAUUAAAGUUGAGCUGAGGUGUUUAACCUAAUAACAAACAGCAGGUGUCAGUAGUGGAUGCUUAGUGCAACAUUUCCCAGUUGUGCUUCAUAGAAGAACAAACUGGAAGCCUUAGCAUUCACUACAAACUCUUAAAGCUUAUUAGAAAGAAAACUGGAAUAGGUUCUAUUAUGUGGUUAUAAAGUUGUAAUAGAUGCAUUUAUUGAUGAUUAAGAGAUUAAUUGCUCUGAAUUGAGUUGUUUUAGAGUUAGAUAUUAGUUUUGCCAAUUUGUAACUCAAAUAUUCUGCUUGAAGUAAAUAAUCCAUGCAUAUAUGUGUUUUUCAGCUUCACAUAACAAUGAUUAAAUAUAUUAAUUCAUAUCUGCACAUUUUUCUAGAACCACGUGAUCAGACUUGCCUAUAAUGUAGUGAGAGAGGUUUAUUAACAACUCAAAAAGACAUGACUUAAAACUCUUUACAAAGGGUGUAUUUUUAUCUCAAAUGUAACCAAAGAUUUCAAUUCAUAUUCAGAUGUGUUACCAAAGUUAAAUCAGAAGUUGGAUCUUCUGGUCAAACCUGAAUUACUGACGUCAUUACAGGAGUUCAAAAGUCCUGCUCCCGUCAUCAAUCAGGGUGUGACCACAUUGUGUGGGAUGUAGUCAUGAAAGAUUUAAUGUUGUUUUUUGCUGUUGAGCAAACUGCAGCAGUUAAUUACUUGAGCCAAAAAAAAAAAAAAAAAAAAGCCACAAAAA